UUCUUCUUCCUUCUACCCGCUUUCCCCUUUCCUUCCCACUUUUUUCUUAUAGAAAUCGCCUUCCGAAGCUUAAAUCCUCUUAAAAACCGCGUCUUUCUCACAGAUUCAUCUCUCCGGGCUCUAAAUAAGCCUUACUCCCAACCUUGGCUCCCUCUGCUCUUUCCCAAUCCACUCAAAACUUUCUGUUUUUAGCUAAAUUAGGGAACAGAGAGCUACAGAGAUGAAUAAUCUGUUCUCAUCAUCAUGGCGUAGCGAUCCCGCAUCCCCCAACGGAGGCAUCGGCAUGACGCGAACGCCAAGCUCUGGCAUCACUCCGGAGGCCGCGGCCGCCGGAGGUGCGAACCUCGAUAAAUUCUUCCAUGAAGUCGAAUCAAUCAAGGAAGAACUCAAGGAAAUAGAACGAGUCCAUCGCAGCUUGCACGAAUCGAAUGAAUCUCUGAAAACCCUUCACUCACCGACAGCCGUUCGCGACCUCCGUGCCCGUAUGGACGGGGAGGUCUCUCACGCCCUGAAGAAAGUGAAGCUCGUCAAGCUCAAGCUGGAAUCCCUCGACCGUUCGAACGCAUCGAGCCGGUCAGUUCCCGGCUGCGGGCCGGGGACAUCGUCGGACCGGACGAGGACUUCGGUGGUCGCCGGGCUUAGGAAGAAGCUGAAAGAUCAGAUGGACGCGUUUGGGGAUCUGCGGCGGCGCGUUGCUGCGGAUCACAGGGAGGUGGUGGCGCGAAGAUACUAUGCAGUAACAGGCGAGACGGCCGACGAGUCAACAAUCGACGCAAUGGCGGCGGGGGACCGCGAAGGGGAGGGAAUUUUGCGCGCGGCGGUGGAAGGGAGAGGGGCGGUGGAAGCGGCGGUGGCGGAGAUGAGGGAGAGGAAAGGAGCGGUGGAAGAGAUCGAGAGAAACUUGAUUGAGCUUCAUCAGGUGUUUCUGGACAUGGCGGUGAUGGUGGAGACGCAGGGGCAUCAGCUUGAUGACAUAGAGAGUCAGGUUGGGAGAGCAAGUUCCUUUGUUGAUCGUGGCGUUAAGCAGCUUCAUCAGGCUCGAAGGCGUCAGAGGAAUACGAGGAAAUGGACUUGCAUUGGCCUUCUAAUUUUGAUCAUUAUUGUGCUCAUUAUUGUGCUUCCAAUAGUGCUCAAGAACUGAAUGGAGAAGAGGAAAAAUUGGUUGUUU
Dendrobium catenatum is the source of this 1168-nucleotide messenger RNA. Its product is annotated as syntaxin-121. Gene Ontology annotation, biological process: vesicle fusion; exocytosis; intracellular protein transport. Bases 221 to 1141 code for a protein of 306 amino acids. The record is from RefSeq and is a predicted model, not a curated record. The transcript has 2 exons. Gene Ontology annotation, molecular function: SNAP receptor activity; SNARE binding. Lineage: Eukaryota; Viridiplantae; Streptophyta; Magnoliopsida; Asparagales; Orchidaceae. Gene Ontology annotation, cellular component: plasma membrane; endomembrane system; SNARE complex.